Haemonchus placei is the source of this 2256-nucleotide messenger RNA. The record is from the annotation of a GenBank genome assembly. Lineage: Eukaryota; Metazoa; Nematoda; Chromadorea; Rhabditida; Trichostrongylidae.
AUACUUCGGUUAAUACUGAGUACUAAGGAUUCAAGAAGUUUGAACAUCAAAGAGAAGAAAUUAGUUGAUAGAGUCUGCAAAGCACUGGCAGUGUCUUCUUCUGACAUACCAAAGGCUAAUAUUCCAAAUGCCACCAGAGUAUGUGAGGUACUAGCAUCAGAGGUAGCGUCACGAAUCGCUCCCGAUGAUUUCGAACAUCUUACAAUUGCUGAAAUUAAUGAAAGACUGGAUCGUAUGAGUGACAUUUCAGGUUCGAGUGACCUCCAAUACCUUUUCAAAAACUGCUCUCAGGAUGAGCUGUUCUGGUUGUUCAACGUAAUGAUAAAAAAUGUCGAGUCAACGAUCGGCGUGGCCACGAAUGUGAUUUUGUCGUGGUUGGGACCAGAAGCUGUCAAAAGAUGGAAUGCUGCUCGAGAUCUUAGCGAAGUGGCAGCUACUUCAGCUAGUGCGGAAUCUCCAUUAGGAGCAAAUUUCCGUCCGAUGUUGCUAGCUCGGCUACCAAAGGAGGGAUGGUGGGAAGUGAUAAAGGAAAACAGUGGUGAAGAGUUCUUUGUGGAGACGAAAUAUGACGGUGAACAUGUGUUGAUGCACAAAAUUUCCCGUGAUCAAUACAAAUGGUACACGAGAAAUGGCAAGGACUUCACCAAGGACUAUGGUGGCUCGUCAUCGCUUACAGAUUUGGUAUCGGGACGAAUUCAUCCGCUGUUUCGAUCAUCAGUCACCGAUUGUAUUCUGGAUUGCGAAUUAAUGCUGUGGGAUAAAAGGCUGAAAAAACUAUGUCGUCGCCAGUUCAAGUCGCAGAACUCUGAGAACAGGAGCCAUUCAUUCCGUUAUAUUGAUCCAAGUGAUAACGUCCAGUUAGCCGUCGUUGUAUUCGACAUGUUGUAUUUGAAUGGAAAAUCCAUCAUGAAUGCACCACUUCACCAACGUCUACGAGCUUUGGAUGCUGGACUUUUGAAGGACAAUCACGGUCAUAUCGAUACGAUAUCUAUCGCACCAAGAAAGACCGUCAGUACGAAAGAAGAAGUUGAAACGUUAUUUUCCCAAGCGUUAGCAGCCGGAGAGGAGGGUAUUGUGGUGAAGCGAAAAGAUGUAACGUAUCAACCGGGCACGAGGAUGACGAAGAGUGGCUGGUUUAAGCUAAAGGCGUAUCUUGGUGACAACGAACUUGACGUUGCCGUUGUUGCUAUUAUGCCAGAAAAAGGCAAAGACGGUCAAAUUGCUUAUCAACUGGCAGUUCGCGAUGGUAUGACAUUUUUGGUUACAAUAAAAAUGGCCAUCCGAGUGAUCAAAAGCAGCGCUCAGUACGUGGGUCAGAAUAUGCCACCUCAGUUACCAUGUCGAAACCAGGAAGCCCCUCCAGAGUUACGUGGUUGGAAUAUUGAUGGAAAGGGUGGUUUCAUUCGAAAGGAGCAUUGGAUGGUCGUAGAGAUGACGGCUGCUGGUGUUCGUGAUGGCAAAUUCAUCGAUCCGGUGAUGAGGCGAAUUCGUUAUGAUAAAGACAUCGACGAAGUGGACACGAUGACGACAUUCCUGGAUUAUGAGCAGACAUUAUCGAUGAGCAAACUCUCUUCAAAAAGUCCAGCAAAAGAGAAGAAGAAGAAGGUCACGAAAAGGAUGAUGGCUGAAGCGAGUGCUGUUCCGGAGGUUGAAGCGAAGUAUGUACGUACUGAAUCGCCCUUGGUUGGACAUACUGUCUGUGUACUGUAUGGGACCGAUGAACGUCUACGAAAACGACUCAUGGAAAUUCUGAAGAAGUUUGGAGCAAACGUUGUCGCCAAUCCUGUGGAUGGAAUGAGUUUGGUAGUGGCAACAACGGACAAACACCUCAAAACUCGGACUCAAAUCGAAGCCGGUAAAGCGACAGUCGUCCGUGGUAAAUGGGUGCUGAGAUGUGAGGAGCAGGGUGAAGUGGUUCCUUGAUUCCUGAAGUUGCCAGUCCCCGAAUUCGACGUCGUUCGAGGUCGUCGUCGUUGCUUGCGCUCUCAAGAACUCGCAAAUCUUCUUUGGUUGGCCCGCCGUGUGACACAUGGUGCGCUCGACGAGAGAUUUAUGUAUUUGCUUGGUGUGCCCCAAACUCUCGAAGCUCCCCAUCGGCCUGCUCCCAUCAGACAUCCCACAACACCAGGCAUUCCCUCAGGCUCGGCUAUCGAUUUGACGACCUGUCAGUCGUCUGAAAUAUUGUACUUGGGAAGGCUGGCUUUGGUGAACUCGACGAACAUCGCCUCCUCGUUUUGCUUUGGCACUUUACAGUAG